Molecule: messenger RNA, 1020 nt
Organism: Suillus paluster
Lineage: Eukaryota; Fungi; Basidiomycota; Agaricomycetes; Boletales; Suillaceae
Exons: 4
Coding region: 1-765 (254 amino acids)
Source: RefSeq, a predicted model, not a curated record
AUGGCGAUGCUGAAGGCCGGUCCAGGUGGUGUAAUCUCGAACGCCAUAGACAUGUCGAAAUGCGGUGUGGCUGUUAAUAAGGGUGUGCACGACAACGUUACAGUCAUACCGCUGUCUGUGCAUGGAAAUGCAUCGCAGUCGUACUCCGUAUCUAUCAACGCCCCAGAUGAUUCUGAACACUCGAUUCAGGGGUAUGGGAUGGGAUGGUUCCGAAACUCGUACCUCGGACAUGAUGUCGUAUAUCACUCGGGAUCAAUUCCAGGUCUCUCCACGCUGGUCUCAUUCCUUCCAGAUGAUGAUGUUGGAGUUGUAGUUUUUGCCAACGGGGGCGAUCGAGCAACGCCUGUGAUGAAUAUCUCUAACCGCAUAAUUGAUGCUGCUCUGCACCUGCGGUCGCAGCCUUCACCGUUGAUCAUGCCUGAGAAGAAAGCAAUCACGCCUCAACAUGAAGGCGUCGUUGGCUUGCAGCUUGCAGUCGAAGCAUUUUCGGGCACAUACGCCAACCCCGGAUACGGCGUCCUCUCCUUUUGCAGUCCCUCCAGCAGCUCCUCGUAUUGUCGAGAUGUGAUCUCCGACUUCACUGCAGUGGAUGCAGCACAGUCAAGUGCUCCUAAUUCGCCUCAGCUGCUCGCAGCCUGGCCUCGCGUAUGGGCAUCUCAUAUUCGGGCUGUGCAUCAGUCUGGAAAUACGUUCUCGGUGCAGUACACCUCGUUGUUCCCUGAAGGGUAUGGCGAGACAGUACGCCAUUCGAGACAGCGGAAAUAGGGACGUCCCAGGCUACAGCAGAGUUUGUCGUGGAAGAUGGAAAGGUUGUUGGGUUUGGCUUGGUCGGGCUGGUUGGUCAACUCACGGAGAGGGAGCGAACACAUACGACUGUGAAAGACCGAGCUGAAGUGUGGUUCGAUAAGGUAUAGUGAUACAGAUACUUUCAAAUGUACAACAGACAGCUUUCAGCCUCUCCUACAACAUAUCGUGGGGGGAGCUGCGAGGCGAUGACAGUUACCAGUUUCGUUGUCCAAA